CUCAAGUGUAGUGGGAUAGUCCAGAAAGAUAUGGCUGUCACAAACAAGUUUCCCUCGAUCAUCAGACUGAACGUCGGAGGCACUCACUUCACUACCGCUCUGUCAACGCUACGCAAGUAUGAGAACUCCAUGCUCGCCGCCAUGUUCAGCGGCCGCCAUCUUGUCGAAAUGGACGAGGAGGGGCGGUACUUCAUCGACAGUGACCCGACGUACUUCCUGCACAUCUUGACCUUCCUUCGCAGGGGGCAACUGCCUCCCACGGACAUCGCACGCGAAGUCGUGAGGGAGGCGCAGUAUUACGGGAUUGACGCGCUUGUCGAUCAACUAAGCCAGUGUCAACCCCUUUUCGGAGAGGUGGUCGGCAGGCAAGAAUUCGUGAAGCAAGUACCGAACUACAGGAUGAAUCUAGAGAAUAUGAUCAGCAUCGCGAGGAGAAAGCUUUCGGGAGCCGCGAGACUCGCGUGACGAUGCGCGUCUUCAAAGAGCCGCCAGAGACGAGCAGUCCGCCCCCGGACUUCGUGACUCUUGAGCACACGUGUACGUUUGAGUACGCGGUGAGUUUCGGGCCGUGGGAUGCUUCGCCCGGAGUUAAAGAUUUGGUGGACUGCAUCGCACUUGAUCUCAAAGAGAGAAGGUUCGAUAUUCAACACCACAAGAAAGGAGAAUGCUACAAGGCUGCUGGGCGACUUGGUGGCAGAAACUUUUGCUGCGAGAGACAGUUCUUUGAGUUUACCUUUAAGUGGUGGUAGCCAAUGUUGAAGUGAGUGACCAUCACUAAGUAAUGUUGUCCUCCAUAUGCACUAUAUGAUCCACCCGACAAUAAGAAAUCGAUGAUGCUUUUAAAACAUUUGUUAACUGCAGGUUUGUCUCCAGAACCUGUCCCUCCGUUCUAGAUCUCCGUUCUAGAAUUCAAAAGCUGCUUGUUUGGACAAAAAAAUCACCACAUUCUAACAGAACCUCAUGACAUGAAAUCAUUGUAUUUGGUAAACUGAAAAUGUCAGGUUAAUCAAAUUAAUGAACGAAAAUUGAAAAUAUAUUGGAUGAAAAACAAAUUAAAUGCUGGAGACAUCCCUGUUUGUCUGAUACAUAUAACUAUGAAAAAUUAGUUUGUUCUUGACUAGUUUCAAUAUUUAUCAUAUAUUAUGAUACAGACCAUAAUGUCCUUGUACAGACUAAGCCAUGAUAGUUUAAUUAUUUUUCCCAAUGGGAAAAUAUGUUUUUUUUCUGUGUUCUUCUGUCUUCUCAUUUUGUCUUGAACCAAUCACAGUUUAGAACUGCCAGGCCUAGGGACCUCAGUACAUGUAUUAGCUGUUACAGCAAAUUUAAAAAUGAACAAAAAUAUUAGCUGUGACAGCAAAGAUACAGGUUGCAAUAGCAAAAACCUGGAUGGUAAUUUCAGGUUUGGGAUAGCAGAACCUGUAUUGGUUUCAUGAAAGGCAAAUUACUUGAAGAGAAUCGAAACAUCCUGCAUUUUCUAAAAAAAAUGUUGCCUUUCUAGUAUAGAAGACUUAUCGCACAUUCCUCUUUCUCAUGCGUUGAAUGGCCCAGUGAUUUAUUUUAGAAAUUUUUGGUGGCACAAUAAGAAGUCACAAGUGGGGUUCAAGUGCUGCCAACACCAACAGCUCUGAGCUUUUGGCAUAUUGUGGUUUGCGCAUUGGGUUUGAGAUCUGGCUGCCUGGGUUCAGCACGGGUUCGAAUCCCGGGAGGCAGGAUAUUGUUUCAAAACCUGUAUUGGUUUCAUGAAAGUCAAAUUACUGGGAGAGAAACAUCCCGCAUUUUCUAACAAAAUGUUUCCAGUAGUAAGAGAAUACAACUUGGUGCAUUCUGUAUCACCCGACCACGGGAAGGAUUGCCCGAAGGCCAGAGGGUGAUGCAGAAUACACCGUGCUGUUUUAUUUAUGUCAUACCCACCUGAGAAAACACAUGUUUUGAUGCGAAAUGCACCAGAAGUUGAGAAAAUGUUGUGUGCCCCGUGCCCUGUGUAUUGAAAUUUUCAACUGUGCCGUAUUCGGCCCGUUCUAAAUAGUUUGAUUUACUCGAAGGAAGCCCGUGUGAUACAACUUAGAACCCGUUUGAUACAGAAAGUUAUCACAUGGUCCAGAACACCAGUAUCGAACGUUUAAAGAAAGAAGACUUAUCGCACAUUCCUCUUUUUCAUGCAUUGAAUGGCCCAGUAAUUAGAGUGGUGACAAAACAAGACGUCACAAGGUUCGAUCCUGGCUAGACAUUGGGAAAGUCAUUUUAACAUAUUUUUCCUCACUUCCCCGAGGUGUAAAAUGAGUACCAGCAGACUUUGGACAUAAAAGUAGGAGGUAAAAGGCAGCGGAAGGAGAGGGUUGGGCUCCACCUUCCAAUAAUGUGCUAGACACGGUCAGCUUCCACCAGUGAAAUGAACUCAUUGUUGCAUGAUUAAAAGAAGCAAAAUAAUAGAUAACUUCUCAUCAGAAGAACUUCUCCUAUUUACAUGUAAGCAUAGGUGAUGUAGAUGAUUGAUGGAGUGAUAGUGAGGUGGUGUAAAUGCCCUGAUUUUUGUGAAAUUAUUUUUCUGUUGCAAUGUAUACUCAUACUGUAUGUAUUCUUCCAUUGCAAUUUAUACUCUAUGGUUUUAGAAAGGAAUUUGGCCAUCUAAUGUCUAUGAUUGAUGACCUUAGUUCUGUUCAGUUAGGGGCCCCUAUGCUGUGAUCUGGGCCCCUAUGGCGUGUUUCAACCAGCAUUUAGGGCUUUCAACUGUUUUCCAAAACAAAGUUAAAAAUUUUUAUUAUUACAUUUUUAAAAGUUGGCUCUCAAAAUGCAGGAAAUGGUUUUUCUGAGGGUAUUCUCAAAAAAGUCCCCAGACUCCUCUACAAUGCUUUAUGCAGAAAAAAACGGUUUUGUACCGGUACACCAUAACGGCCGGUACCCACCCCUACAUUGGCCUGAUUGCCCUAGGUGAAGUAAAAGUGCAGAUCAGACCAUACUUGCCCAAGCUGGCCAGUGUGAUUUUUCUGUUUCACAUUUGCCAACAUUCUCCUACGCAGAGACAUCCAACGGUGCCAGCAAACUGCCUCUUGUCUGUUCUCUGCUAUCUCAACCAUCACCAUCUGUUCCUGACCCCCCCUGCCUAUAAAUAUUUCUCAGCUUCCCCUUAUAUAUGCAAAAUCCCUUUUGAAAACUGAAAGGCCAAUUCUCUGAUUGGCUGACAGCUGGUUUGUGGCAAUGCCCGCAGAAACUGAUGGUGACAGUUGAGAUAGCAGAGUACAGAGAAGAGGCGGUUUGCUGGCGCUGUUGGAUGUCUCUGCAUAGGAGAAUGAUUUGCCUAUCAUUGCCUCUUAAUCUAGGGAAGGCUUAUCGUAAUUUGCACGCAUGAUGUCUUGAAUGAUGUCAUGAAUGUUAAACCUCCAUUUGAAGGCUUGGAGAGUACACCUUGCUAUAAAUAGUAUAAUAAAACGAAAGUCAACUUGGACACAUGUGAAUAGAGGAGAGAAUAUUUUGAGUUAACUCACACCAAUGAUUUUUAUCGGAGACUAACAUCGUAUGUAGAGCUUGAUGGAGUAUGGUAAUAAAACAUUAACGAAAA
Branchiostoma floridae (Florida lancelet) is the source of this 3556-nucleotide messenger RNA. RefSeq names its product BTB/POZ domain-containing protein KCTD7-like. The record is from RefSeq and is a predicted model, not a curated record. The transcript has 2 exons. Gene Ontology annotation, molecular function: protein binding. Bases 31 to 465 code for a protein of 144 amino acids. Gene Ontology annotation, biological process: protein homooligomerization. Lineage: Eukaryota; Metazoa; Chordata; Leptocardii; Amphioxiformes; Branchiostomatidae.